Molecule: messenger RNA, 1601 nt
Organism: Sturnus vulgaris (Common starling)
Lineage: Eukaryota; Metazoa; Chordata; Aves; Passeriformes; Sturnidae
Source: RefSeq, a predicted model, not a curated record
GAGGUCUGGCAGAGGGAGGAUUUGUGUGGCAUGAGGUGGCUCAGCCCAGGUGCUGUGGAGCAGAUUUCCUGAAGGAACAGGUUUGGGUUUGGUUUGGUUCAGUCUCUGAGUUUUUGGAAUAAAAGAAUGAUUUCAUUUCUUUCUCCUGUUUGAAUAUGUAUGCAAGGCUGGAAUUUCUUCCCUGGGUCAGAAUGGGAUGUCAGUGGGAUUUUCCUUUGUUCCUGGGUCAGAAUGGGAUGUCAAUGGGAUUUUUCCUUUAUUUCAGCAACAACGCACUGUUUAUAGGCUGACCCUGGUGAAAGCUUGGAAUGUGGAUGAAGUCAAAGCUUAUGCUGACCUGAUCUCCAUCGGGAAACCAGACUUCAUUGAGGUCAAGGGUGUGACAUACUGCGGGGAGAGCUCUGCCAGCAGCCUGACCAUGGCCAAUGUGCCGUGGCACGGGGAGGUGGUGAGCUUCGUGCAGGAGCUGGCACGGCUGCUCCCAGAAUACGGCAUCGCCUGCGAGCACGAGCACUCCAACUGCCUGCUGAUGGCCCACAGCAAGUUCCAGGUGGAUGGCGAGUGGAGGACCUGGAUUGACUACGGCCGCUUCCAGGAGCUGGUGAGGGAGCACGAGCAGAGUGGCGGCUCCAGGACCUUCACGGCAGCCGAGUACACGGCCAGGACUCCUCCCUGGGCCCUCUUUGGGGCCAAGGAACGGGGAUUUGACCCCUUGGAUGUGAGAUUCCAGCGGAAGAACAAGGCACGGGACAUCUCGGGGUGCUGAGGGCUGGGGUUCGCUGCACCCUGGCCUUCCCAGGACUCCAUUUCGGGCUGACACCAAUUUUGGAUCCAUCCACCUGGAUUAUCCUGAUGUUUGAGAAGGGGUCAAGCCUGGAUUUAACCCUUCCCUCCUGUUUUUAGGGUUUCCUAGAUGAAAACAUUGAUAACGUUCUUUUCUCGAGAUAAAUCAGAAGUGGUUCAGCAGCACUGAACUGGGUGGGGGGCAGUGCUGGGGUCUCCUCCGUGGGGAAUGUUUGGAGUGGGAUGUGGGGCCAGAGGGUUCCUUGGACUCCUGUGCAAGGAGAGCCUGAGAGCAAAACAUUCCACAUCCCUAAGGAAAAACGCCAGGGGAUUUCAGCCCCACCAGGUUGGAUCAGGGCAGGUGGGGCCACAGCCAGACCUGGAUCCAAAACCUGAUCCCUGCUGGGUGCAUCAUUUUAGGGACUUUGUUCAGGUUCAGGUAUUUUAAACACUGGUGCCAUUUCCUGUCAAAACCCCAUUCCCAAGAAGCCAAAACCUGGGAAUGGUGUAACAGCACCCCUAUGGAUACCAGCUGCAGCUUCUGAUACCUCUCCAAGUGUCUUCCAGCCUCAUGACUUUGAGAAUGAGGUUUAGAUGCAGUGUUAGCCCACUCCCAGCAGCCCUAAACAACAGGUCCAGUCCUUCAGAGCCCUGGCAGGCUCCAGCUGGGUGUGCCCAGUGUCCAGCUGGGUGAGCCUGGUGCUGUUGAUGGAGCACCCCUAGGAUGGGGAUUCCAUUUCUUUUAAAAAGCAACCUCUUUUCUUAAGCUAUACAAAGAGUUUCUAAAGCAGAAGGAAAAUAAAAGAGUUUUGCCUAGA